This is a messenger RNA of Cynocephalus volans (Philippine flying lemur), 2210 nucleotides long. RefSeq names its product regulator of G protein signaling 19 (gene RGS19). The transcript is spliced from 10 exons. The coding region runs from base 1017 to 1667 and encodes 216 amino acids. Lineage: Eukaryota; Metazoa; Chordata; Mammalia; Dermoptera; Cynocephalidae. The record is from RefSeq and is a predicted model, not a curated record.
CUCUACGCGGGCGGCCGCACUCGGAGGCGCGGACCGGCGGCGGCGCGAGCAGACGGGAGCGCGGCCGCUCGCAGCCUGGGGAAGUGAUUGCUCAAAGGUGGGGGCCGGAAGAGCCCAGGUUUCCGUGUCUCCCGCCCCCCCGCAGCCUGGUGGGAGGGGCCGGGGCGGGACACCGUGUCCGCCCCAGCCCCGUUGAAUCUGGCAGCCACUCAGCCUGGCGAGCUUUAGGGGAGGCGCUGCGCCCCUGGCCCCAGCCGAUCGAGGACUCCUGGCGCCGGCCUCCCCCCAGACGCCGCAGGAGUCCCUCCUGCCGUCUGACUUGAGUCCCUGCUGCUGCAGUGCACGCCCCUUCGGCAGCCAGGGUGGGGCCCAGAUCGAACCUGGCCCCUCCCGACCCCACCCCGCCUUUGGGUCGCUGGAGAGAAAGGAGGCAGCCCAGGGCACCCAUGGGUACCCUGGGGACGUGAGUAUCCUGAAUCAGGUCCAAGGAUAGGCGACCAGGUCCAGGGCCUGCAACUGGGAAAACAGGCUGGCUCCCACCUCUGCAUCAAACGGCCCUCAUCACCCGGGUCCCACACCGGGACAGGUCCCAUGCUCCAAUUCAGAGCUGGCUGGAGGUGGCAGCCAAGGAAGAAACUUGACCCCUAAAGGAAAGCCCAGCUGUGGAGCUGCUUUCUGUCUUCCCCUUCUGCUUGCUGGGAGCCUGUGGGACCCACGAUCUCAAAGGAAGCCAGGCAGGGAUCCUGCACCUGCUCCCAGACUUGGGUCAGGGAAGUGGCCUCUGCAUGCUGGGCCCAGAGGCGCUUCGGUGCCCCCAGUGUACCUCCACUGCAGAAGGCACAACCCACCACCACCACGCCCCCUUCACAGAGACUGCGAGGCUCCAGCUGGGGAGCAGGGCGCCCUCACUGGCAGCCACCCCCGCUUCCCUGCCUGGCGCACCCUAAGACCCCCAGGCUGUGGUGAGGGUCCCGGAGCUGGCACCACGGAGCCUGGGCAAUCUCCUCCACCCACCCAUGCCCACCCCGCAUGAGGCUGAGAAGCAGCACACAGGGCCAGAGGAGGCGGACCAGCCCCCUUCGAUGUCCAGCCAUGGUGCAGCCCCUGCGGCGGCCCCUGGCCGCAGUCCUUGCUGCCUUUGCUGGUGCUGCUGCUGCAGCUGCUCCUGGAACCAGGAGCGGCAGCGAGCGUGGCAGGCCUCCCGAGAGAGCAAGCUGCAGCCGCUCCCCAGCUGUGAGGCAUGCACCGCACCGAGCCCUGAGGAGGUGCAGAGCUGGGCUCAGUCCUUCGACAAGCUGAUGCACAGCCCAGCGGGCCGCAGUGUGUUCCGGGCAUUCCUGCGCACGGAAUACAGCGAGGAGAACAUGCUCUUCUGGCUGGCCUGUGAGGAGCUGAAGGCCGAGGCCAGCCAGCACGUGGUGGAUGAGAAGGCGCGGCUCAUCUACGAGGACUACGUGUCCAUCCUGUCCCCCAAGGAGGUGAGCCUGGACUCCCGUGUGCGGGAGGGCAUCAACAAGAAGAUGCAGGAGCCAUCCGCGCACACGUUCGAUGAUGCCCAGCUGCAGAUCUACACGCUCAUGCACCGGGACUCCUACCCCCGCUUCCUCAGCUCCCCCACCUACCGCUCCCUACUGCUCCAGGGGGCCUCGCAGUCCUCCGAGGCAUAGGCCAGGCCUGCAGCACAGAUACUCGACCCCCCAUGGGCAGGCUCUGGGUCACCUCCAGGUGUGUGUGUCAGUGCACCUUCAGGCACACGCCUGCAGGCCCCCACCCCUGGACAUCAGGCCAGACCCCAUGGGAAGUGCUGUGUCCCCUGGUUCUUCCCUCACAUGGCCCGGUGGGAACUCCAGGUGCAGGACGGCCAGAAGGAAGCCUCUCACCUGGCCAGCCCAGUGCUCCAGUGCUGCAGAGUGGACUCCUGCACAGAAAGAAAAGGCCCUCCCAGGAGGCUCUGCAACUGUAUGCCUUGCAGGCCUCUUCGGCGGGCAGCCGGUGCCCGAGGAGACCGUCCUACCUGAGCUGACGGCACCCCAGAGUCAGACCCAGAGCCUCAGAACUAGAUAUGGGACCUCAGAGCCAGGCUCAAGAUGAUAUAAGACCCAAUCUCUGUUUUAUAAGUUCAUGAACUUUAAACCUGGAAACAUGUCUUUACUGUGUUUUAUCCAAAAAAAGGAAAAAAAAAGUUUUCAUAUUUAUCUCCGUUUCUCCCU